Messenger RNA from Emys orbicularis (European pond turtle), 510 nucleotides. Its product is annotated as pentraxin fusion protein-like. Lineage: Eukaryota; Metazoa; Chordata; Testudines; Emydidae. The record is from RefSeq and is a predicted model, not a curated record. The transcript has 3 exons. Bases 1 to 510 code for a protein of 169 amino acids.
AUGUUACACACCCUCUCCCUGCUGCUUAUCCUAGCCCUGAAGGGACUGUCUACAGAUGAAGCCCCUGAAGUGGUACUUGAAGGUGUAGCAUCCCAGUCCAGCAUCUAUGACAAAUAUGGAAACCCUGGCAAUGCCAUUGAUGGGUCCCCGUCCAGUGAUUACCUGAGAGGAAAAUGUAGUCACACGGACUUAGAUAUUAAUCCAUGGUGGACACUGGAUUUGAGAGCGAGGGUUCAAGUGUUCAGAGUAAAGAUCACCAAUCGAGGAGACUGUUGUGAAGAGCGGCUAAACGGGGCUGAAAUCCGAAUUGGGAGCUCGCCGGAGAGAGGCGGCAGAACGAAUCCCAGAUGUGCCCAGAUUGACUCCAUGGGCCGUGGGGAAACACGCUCAUUUGACUGUGAAGGAAUGCAAGGGCAGUAUGUGACUGUGACCAUCCCAGGCACAGAAAAAUACCUCACGUUGUGUGAAGUCCAAGUGUUUGGUCUACCAGUAAAUUCUUCUGGUAAGUAG